Silurus meridionalis is the source of this 1698-nucleotide messenger RNA. It is a transcript of the gene aagab, whose product is annotated as alpha and gamma adaptin binding protein. NCBI's taxonomy places the organism in Eukaryota, Metazoa, Chordata, Actinopteri, Siluriformes, Siluridae. The transcript is spliced from 10 exons. The record is from RefSeq and is a predicted model, not a curated record. The coding region runs from base 121 to 1077 and encodes 318 amino acids.
GCACGUUAAUGCGGAAGUUCGCGGUUGAGGUUGGUGUCGGAGCUGAGAGACUCAGAGAGAGAGCGCUAUUUAUUAUUAGCGCAUUAAUAUUAGCUUACUAGCCCUCAACUCCACUGAAACAUGUCAGAGGAAAAGGAUGACGGAGAAACGACACUACCAUGUGUUCUAAUAACAAGCUGUGACCCGGAGUUUAAGGAAGAGGAGCUUGUCAGGCAGAUCUUAGGUGCAUCGUCAUUACCAGAACCCACUAAAAAGGAGGAUGUGGUGGUUUGGUAUCCGUGGACAAUCAACAACAAAUACUACACUGCAGAUGUCAGCUUUUGUGUCGUGCCAAGUCCUUUUAACAUGACCUCAGAAGUUGCCCAGUCCACGCAAGCUUUUAUUGUCUACUUUGACAGUAAAACUAAAGAUGGUCUUAUUGCUCUCACUCCGUGGGUUGCACUGGUGGAGGAACUGGCUCCGGAGGUGCUCAUCUUGGUGUGUGACCAUGUUUGUGAAAAUGGUGUAAACAGACAAGAUGCUCAGCAGUGGUGUCUGGCUCAUGCAUUUGAACUGGUGGAGCUCAACCCUGAGGAGCUGCCUGAUGAGGAUGAUGACUUUCCAGAGUCCACAGGAGUGAAGAGGAUCAUUCAGGCUCUCAAUGCUAAUGUGUGGUCCAGUGUGGAGAUGAAGGAUGAACACAAUCAGGGAUUUGGUUUGAUGAGUAGUUUGGUUGCAUCUCGUCACAACAACCCACGAUCUAAAGCGGAAACGCAGUGCAAGUCUGAGAGUGCAGAAGAGACCACAGACGCACAGAAGACAGGAAGCUUUCAGAAUAGUACAGAGGAAGUCGACUCUGUAGUAGACCCGAUGACUAACAUGGACAUUCAGGAGUUAGCCAACCUCACAGCUGGAGAUGCAGAUGUGGAUAACUUUGAGCGCCUCUUUACGAAACUAAAAGAGAUGAAAGAUAAAGCUUCUUCAAUGCCACAUGAGCAAAGGAAGGUGCAUGCAGAAAAGGUCGCCAAAGCAUUUUGGAUGGCAAUCGGCGGGGACCAGGACGAGAUUGAUGGGUUGUCUUCAGGAGAGGAGAGCUAAACCAGAAUUCCAGUCCACAGCACCAGUCUUCUGCCCUCAAUUCUCCAGCACUGCCGUGUGAUUCCCAGCCUCACUCUUUAGUACCGGGCUCGGGCAUAAACAAAUACCGUGUGUGCAAGUUGGGAUGAGAGAUGCAGAAAGGUUUCUCGUGGUAGUCUGGAUCUUCCUGCUGGAACACCAGCACCAAUCAAGUGCACAGCCAUUAUAAGCUGCUGGUUUUUAAAACAUUAUAAACGUAAGUUUGGAGAGGGUACAGCAGCUAACCGAUUACCCAAAACAACAAUGGAGUGCAUCUAAACAAAGACCUUUAAGUCCAUCUAAGGAUUUUAUUUUUGCCCAAAAGAGUGUGUGUGCGUGUGUGUGUGUACGUACAUGUGUACAGGCUCUCUUUUGUUAUGAGAGCAGAUAAUUAUUAGGUUGUUUUUAAACAGUCAGGUUGUUCCUAAUUUUGUCCAGGAUAUAAAAGGUCAUAAUUAUGGAUAACGCAGUGUGGUUUGUUGUUUUGCCAUUUAGAUAAUUUGUCAAAAUACCCAUGCAUUUCAAUAGUCACAAUCUAACUGAGCGCCACUGUUAACAUUUCUGACAUAAAAUGCUUAUAUAUUAAAUUUCUUUUAUCAUCAA